AGUUGCCCCGAUAGUAAUUUGCAGUUUCAGAGCACAUGCACGCCUUGCUCGCUGCGUUCUGUUGCUCCGCUGUACCUGCUGGGAAUUCACCCUGUCAUUGCCUGGGGUAUCUUCCACCCGUUACAAAAUCAGAAAAGUUGUGUUCUUGAACACCAAAGAGGACUGGCUUUCUGGGGCUGAUUCCGUGACAUUGAAGUUCAGAGAAGAGAAGCUCUGCAGAAGUAAAACAUGACUAAAAGCAAUGGAGAAGAGGCCAGGAUGGGAGGCAGGAUGGAGAGAUUCCAGCAAGGGGUCCGUAAACGCACACUCUUGGCCAAGAAGAAAGUGCAGAACAUCACAAAGGAAGAUGUUAAAAGUUACCUGUUUCGGAAUGCUUUUGUGCUGCUCACUGUCACCGCAGUCAUUGUGGGUACAAUCCUUGGAUUUACCCUCCGACCAUACAAAAUGAGCUACCGGCAAGUCAAAUACUUCUCCUUUCCCGGGGAACUUCUGAUGAGGAUGUUACAGAUGCUGGUGUUACCACUCAUCAUCUCCAGUCUUGUCACAGGAAUGGCGGCCCUAGAUAGUAAGGCGUCAGGGAAGAUGGGGAUGCGAGCUGUGGUCUAUUACAUGACGACGACCAUCAUUGCCGUGGUGAUUGGCAUAAUCGUUGUCAUCAUAAUUCAUCCUGGGAAGGGCACAAAGGAAAACAUGCACAGAGAAGGCAAAAUUGUACAAGUGACAGCUGCAGACGCCUUCCUGGACUUGAUCAGGAAUAUGUUCCCUCCAAAUCUGGUGGAAGCUUGCUUUAAACAGUUUAAAACCAACUAUGAGAAGAGAAGCUUUAAAGUGCCCAUCCAGUCCAAUGAAACACUUGUGGGUGCCGUGAUAAAUAAUGUGUCAGAGGCCAUGGAGACUCUGACGAGGAUCACAGAGGAGUUAGUCCCAGUGCCAGGGUCUGUGAAUGGGGUCAAUGCCCUGGGACUAGUUGUCUUCUCCAUGUGCUUCGGAUUUGUGAUUGGAAACAUGAAGGAGCAGGGCCAGGCCCUGAGAGAGUUCUUUGAUUCUCUUAACGAAGCCAUCAUGAGAUUGGUAGCGGUGAUAAUGUGGUACGCCCCUCUGGGCAUCCUCUUCCUGAUUGCAGGGAAAAUUGUUGAGAUGGAAGACAUGGGAGUCAUUGGCGGGCAGCUUGCCAUGUACACAGUGACAGUCAUCGUGGGCUUACUCAUCCAUGCCGUCAUUGUCCUGCCCCUCCUCUACUUCUUGGUAACGCGGAAAAACCCCUGGGUUUUCAUCGGCGGGUUGCUGCAAGCGCUCAUCACGGCUCUGGGAACCUCCUCCAGCUCUGCCACCCUACCCAUCACCUUCAAGUGCCUGGAAGAGAACAAUGGCGUGGACAAACGUGUCACCAGAUUCGUGCUCCCAGUAGGGGCCACCAUUAACAUGGAUGGGACUGCCCUCUAUGAGGCUUUGGCUGCCAUUUUCAUUGCUCAAGUUAACAACUUCGACCUGAACUUUGGACAGAUUAUUACAAUCAGUAUCACAGCCACGGCUGCCAGUAUCGGGGCAGCUGGGAUUCCUCAGGCGGGCCUGGUCACCAUGGUCAUCGUGCUGACAUCUGUGGGCCUGCCCACCGACGACAUCACGCUCAUCAUCGCAGUGGACUGGUUCCUGGACCGUCUUCGUACCACCACCAAUGUGCUGGGAGACUCCCUGGGAGCUGGCAUUGUUGAACACUUGUCACGACAUGAACUGAAGAACCGGGAUGUCGAAAUGGGUAACUCAGUGAUUGAAGAGAAUGAAAUGAAGAAACCAUAUCAGCUGAUUGCCCAGGAAAGCGAAAUUGAGAAAUCCAUUGAUAGUGAGACCAAGAUGUAGACUAACACAAAGAAAUGCUUCCUUGAGCACCAGGUGUUUGAAAACCAUUAUACAAUGUUUCCAUCUCAUUUCAACUCAUUCUCUCCAGUCAGCCCCUUACCUCCCUUUUCCUCCCUGCCCUGAUAGGAUUGGGAAAUAUUCAUCCAAAAACAAGGGGGGAUUUUGCAGUGGCCAAAAUGUAUAGUUUUCAUCCCAUGUUUGAAAUUUUUAAGUCAUUUCAUGUUAGUCUUAUCUAAUAAGGUACUGAGAUCAAAAAUAGUCUUGAUCAGAUCUUACAAGUUUAUGUGGCACGCAAUCCUGUAAAUGUGAUAGUUCUUACAAAUUAAAGAGUCAAAACAAAUACUAGGCUAAAAACAUGGUUUUAAAUCAACUUUCAGAAUUUAAAAAUCCUUCAGAAUACAAUUCAGUUUUAGUAUCAAAACAAAACAACUUGAUCAGCAAUGGGUUAUCGGUUGGACAUUACAUUACAAGGGUUUUUUUUUCCCUUUCUCUUAUGAUUUGUGUCCUUAUUUUAUUAGUAGCAGGACAAUACGAAUACACACCCAGCACAGCUGUGAGGAGGCGCAGAAAGUGAAAAUUCCAUGUGGCCAUGGGCAAGUUACGUCUCAUCUCUAGGCCUCAGUGUUCCCAUCUGUAAAAUGAGCGAGUUCCUUAGAUGCCUUUAUGGUCGAUUCUCACCCAAACAUCCUGUGGCACGAUAAAAGAGCCUGCCCUCCAUUUCCCCAAAGAACAUCCUGUAGCAAGUAUCAUUCCAUGGAGCAUGGGACUUUCAGAAUAGACAUUGAUUGGGAAUGAACAUUUCUAAGUGGAGGCAGGAUGGCUGUGUGGUUUACCAGGUUCUGUGUCCAAAAUGUCAGUUACACAAGUCAUCUGGCUGGAGGCCAUUCCAGGAGUGGAAUUGUUCACGAAACUCUGCUUAGUUCUUCCCAACAGGGGAAGUAUUCCCUUCUUUCCUACUCUUCACAAACUAAAGGGACUACUCUGGGAAGGCUAUCUCCCACCACUCCUCAACUGACCAUAGACUUUUAGAAAAUAAAACGUAAGACUAGCAACUAGCAAGGGUGCUCACGGUCUUACUAUGGAACACUACAAAUGGCCAGGAAAGAAUGGAGCAUGGCUGACAUUAUAAAGAGAGGAUUUGAAAACACCAAGAUUAUAAGUCAUCUUUAAGGAAGGUUUUUUUUUAAAAGGAGAGGUUCUUUUUUUUUUUUUUAACCUGAAACACUUUUUCUUUUCAGUUCAAAAAUCAUUCCUUAAGGAAGUCUGCAGAUCAAAAUAUAAGGUCACUUCUUAUACGUUUUAAAGAAGUCAAAUGAAUGAGCUCUCUCUCCACUAGAGGUCCAUGAACCGGGUGGGUGGUCUCUUAUUUGAAAAGGUUUUUGACUAUCAUCAAAAGUUCUUAGAAUGAGAAAAACAAGAUAUUUCUUUGUGUUGGAACUCCAUUCACCAAAUCAUUUAAAACCUUCAGCUGAAGUGGAGUUUGGUUUGGUUUUGUUUGCGUCCCUGAGAGAAACCGUAGAAGAUGAAACAGUAUGAAGUCAUGUCAGUGUGGUUCCAAGAAAAAAAAAACAAAAAAACACUAGGGGUAUUAGUUUCAGGCAAGGCAGCUACCAAGUUUAGAGGAGAUUAAUUUUUUUACCCUCUAAGGAAUAUCCAGUCAAAGAUGUGAAGUGGGAGCUGUCAGACAAUACCAGCUGUGUUUGAGUUUCUGACUGAAAAUGGUGAGGAAUGGACUUAAUUAUGCUAACAGAUUGAAAAUCUAGACAUACAUCCUCUGAUAUACAAUUAGAGAUAUUUUUAUAUAGAUCGCGAGCAUUACGUACAUGUGUACAAAAGUUAACAUUAGGCUGUGGUGGAGUAACCAUUUAAUGUCAAGGCUCUAUUUGGGAAAUACACUACAAAAGUUAAUGUACAUGGCUGUCAUGACACCAGUAGAGUAAAAAUUAAUCAUGUCAAAUUAACUCUGUUACACAAUGUGAUCUUUUUUAUACUAACCAUCUCUUAUGGAAAGCAGGUCCUCUGGGAUGAUCCUCUUGCCAGCCCAUCACAGGCUCUGCAUAUUACAUGCACCCAGUGUGGACUGAGAAGCAUUACCUUGUAGAUGUAUUUUCAAUAAAGAAAAAAAUUAGUUUUACAUUA
This is a messenger RNA of Balaenoptera acutorostrata (minke whale), 3996 nucleotides long. It is a transcript of the gene SLC1A3, whose product is annotated as solute carrier family 1 member 3. Gene Ontology annotation, molecular function: glutamate:sodium symporter activity; neutral L-amino acid transmembrane transporter activity; L-glutamate transmembrane transporter activity. The transcript is spliced from 10 exons. The record is from RefSeq and is a predicted model, not a curated record. The coding region runs from base 229 to 1857 and encodes 542 amino acids. Gene Ontology annotation, biological process: L-glutamate import across plasma membrane; L-aspartate import across plasma membrane; D-aspartate import across plasma membrane. NCBI's taxonomy places the organism in Eukaryota, Metazoa, Chordata, Mammalia, Artiodactyla, Balaenopteridae. Gene Ontology annotation, cellular component: plasma membrane.